Messenger RNA from Clonostachys rhizophaga, 1698 nucleotides. NCBI's taxonomy places the organism in Eukaryota, Fungi, Ascomycota, Sordariomycetes, Hypocreales, Bionectriaceae. The record is from the annotation of a GenBank genome assembly.
AUGCGACCAACACAGGCAACUAGCCAUCCGUACGUACUGGAGACCCCGCAUGGUCGCCUGUCGGGGAUUGAGCAGCGAGACAUAUCGGGAAAGUCCAUCCUGUACCGCUUCUCCAAGAUCCCAUAUGCAUUGCCGCCUGUUGGGCCGCUGCGGUGGAGGCGAACUCAAAAGCUGCCUUCUGAAUUCUCGUUCAAUUCUGCCUCAGGAGAGCCAGGAGACUACUCUCAGUUCGGCCCAAUUUGCCCCCAGCCUGUAUACACCCAUGGCGCUGCGUCUCUCCCUAAUUCUAAUGCCGCACCACCCGUUGUGAACGUUGAGGACGAAGACUGCUUAUACCUCAACGUCUGGGUACCUGCUGGAGCACCCCCGGAAGGCGGAUGGCCAGUUCAAUUCUUCCUUCAUGGAGGCUGGUUGCAAGUUGGAAACGCCAAUCAGAAACAUGAGAAUGACCCAAUAGACCUCCUCAACGAAGCUGCUCCUCGUAUCAUCGUCUCACCCACCUACCGCCUGAACGUAUUUGGCUUUCUCGGAGGCAAGGAUCUGAGCUCGGUCGGCGAAGACCCUGCCGCUGGAAACUACGGGUUCUGGGACCAGCGGUGCGCUCUGGAAUGGGUGGCCCAGUACAUAUCGGAUUUCGGUGGCAACCCAGGCAACAUCUCAGUAGGCGGGCUAUCAGCCGGCGCCAAUUCCGCAUUCUACCAACUAUACUACGAUGCUCGCUUGCCUGCCUCCCAGCGACUCAUCCGAAGGAUCUAUCUGUGGUCGAACGGCGUGGCGAUCCAGCCGAGUGCCACAGACUCGGAGACGCUCACAGGCCAAUUCAACGAUCUCUGCUCCUUAUUCGGCAUAUCAGCGACGGAAAAGCCAGAGGAGAAGCUCUCGAGGCUUCGCCAGAUCCCGUCAAAAGACUUGGUCGAUGCCCUUUUCAAGCUCAAGCUGCACACAUUCCGAGCCAGCACCGACAACGACUUCAUCCCUCCUACCUUUCUGUCGUCGCUGCACUCUGGCUCAUACACCACGCUUCUGCACGAUAACGGCACCUCCGUCCUGUUGGGGGAGGUUAGCGACGAGAAAGAGCUCUACAAGAUUACGAACCCGCCCAACUCGCGCGAGAGUCUCCAGGUGGAGCUGGAGAACUACUACCCAAAGGUCGUAUGCGAUGCUUUACUACCUCUGUAUGCCGUACCGGACCCCGGAUCGGCCAACGACACACCCGAGGCGUAUGCGGAGAUUUUCGGGCAGAUCGUGGCUGAUGGGCAGGUCCACGCGUCAAUCCGGGGGUUCGCUCACCUGCUCUUGAAUCCUCCAUCGGGAGAGAAUGUGCGGCCUCUGCCGGCUGAGAGGGUUCACCGAUACCGAAUCUCAUGGAGGGCGAAAGCUCUUGAUGCGUGGCUCCGACCAGAACUGGGAGUGUUCCAUGCUGCUGAUACGCAGAUCUGGUGGGCGUCGGGCUGGAGGCAGGACUUUACGGAAGAGGACAAGAAGGUGACCAAGAACUUCAUCGAGCCAUUUGGGCAGUUCCUGUAUGGCAAGAGUGUAGAUUGGGGGCAUACAGAAUUGGGCGAGGACCAUUUGCUGUGGUUGGACCCCAAUGGCAAGGUGCAUCAGGGCUACAAGGAUGAUUUAUGGCAACGAGGGAUGGAAGUGUGGAAUGCUAUAUGGCUGGCACAGAAAGAUUUAGUUGCUCAUGAGCAUUAA